GGGUGUGUCGGCCGCCCGCGCCGUCCCUCCGCCCCUCGGUCCCGCGGCCACACGCAGCCAGCCGGAGCUCGGACCAGGUGCCCGUGCCUCCUCCCCGUCCCUCGCCGAGUCCGCGAAGACUGGAGCGGGCGGGAGCCCUGCGCUUGCCAUGUCGGUCGCGCUCAGCAACAGGUUCCAAGGAGGGAAGGCGUUCGGCUUGCUCAAAGCCCAGCAGGAGAGGAGGCUGGCGGAGAUCAACCGGGAGUUUCUCUGUGACCAGAAGUACAGUGAUGAAGAGAACCUUCCAGAAAAGCUCACAGCCUUCAAAGAGAAGUACAUGGAGUUUGACCUGAACAAUGAAGGCGAGAUUGACCUGAUGUCUUUAAAAAGGAUGAUGGAGAAGCUUGGUGUCCCCAAGACCCACCUGGAGAUGAAGAAGAUGAUCUCGGAGGUGACAGGGGGGGUCAGUGACACCAUCUCCUACCGAGACUUUGUGAACAUGAUGCUGGGGAAACGGUCCGCUGUCCUCAAGCUAGUCAUGAUGUUUGAAGGAAAAGCCAACGAGAGCAGCCCCAAGCCAGCUGGCCCUCCUCCAGAGAGAGACAUUGCUAGCCUGCCCUGAGGACCCCGCCUGGACCCCCUGGCCUUCCCGCCCUGCUCCUCCCUCCCGAUCUUGCUGCCCUUCUUGACACAUUGUGAUCUCUCUCUCAUUUGUUUGUUCAUUGAGGGUUGGUUUGUGUUUUCAUCCAUGUCUUUGUAAAGCACAAAUUAUCUGCCUUAAAGGGGCUCUGGGUCUGUGAAUCCUGAGCCUAGGGUCCCCUCCCUCUAUUCGUCCCUCCUUCCCCACUCCCUGUGCAGAAGGACUGAUAUCAAACCAAAAACAAGAGGGGGCAGGGCCAGGGCAGGGAGGCUUCCAGCCUGUGUUCCCCGUGCUUGGAACUGGCAUUCUCCAUCCUUCCAGAAAGUCUCCGAGCCAAAUUCAGGCUCACUGGCCUGGCUCUGGCGAGGACCCCAGGCCACUUUGGGAAGACCCUGGAGUAGGGACAAAGCUGCAGGGCCUCUUAAGCGUUUCCUUGGACAGUGCCAUGGUUCCAGUGCUCUGGGGUCAUCCAGGACACAGCCACUCAGUGCCCCGCUGCCCCAGCUGAUUCAUCCCUCAGUCCACACCUCUUCUCGUACUCAACGAUGUGACAGAAGGUGGGAAGGAAAGGAGCUUGGCAACGUGAGCCCUUCAAGAAGGUACCAGAAGGAAUCCUCAGGUCUUGCUCCCUGGCCACACUUUUGCAGGCAGCUGAGAGGCAGCGUGCAGCCCUACCAUCGCUUACUGGGGCAGCAAAGGGCUUUGGAGGUAGAAGUGAGGCCAGGGGUCUUGGGGAGACAGGUCAGCUCAGUGCAGUUCCACCUUUCAGGGAGGAUACUGAGGGGACCAGGAUGAGAGAAUGAGGAGUAAAAUGCUUACGGCAAAGUCAGCAGCACUGGUAAGCCAAGACUAAGAAAUACAAGGUUGCUUUUCCGAUCCCAACGUGCUUGAAACCUGACUCUACUUCCUUCAUUUGCCUUCCCGCCCUACUCACAUCAUUCAUUCAUUGACUCACUCAUUGAGCAGAUAUUUAUUGACCUCAUAUUAUAAGCUUUACGCCCUCCCAUGUUGUCCUGACACGUGCAGUAUCCACUGUCUAACUCACCUCUCCCCAAAUCUCGGAAAACCUUGAGCUUGGGAAUGGCACUGGGGUCACCUGUGUUCUUUCUUAUGGAUUCACAGGAUUUCAGAGCCCUGAUGCACCCUGGAGGGUAGCUGGGCCAGUCCUCUCACUUCCCAGGUGAGGAGACUCGUGGCCCACAGGGAUUAAGUGCCUUAGCCAAGGUCAGGCUUAUCUCCAGAGGGAUGUGCCUGGACUGGGGCCAGAUGUUCAGGGACCCUGCCUACACCUCAUCUCCAGUCUGGGCUGCCUUAGUUUGUGAUGAGAACAGGGAAGGGCUGGAAAGGGGUAACCUCCUAGGUCAGCACUGGGAGAGGGUUUCACUUGCUCUGAAGCUCCUGGGCCAGGAUCCGCCCUCCCCAGUGCCUCCAAGUCAGCAUCAAGGCUUCAGGGAAAGACCAGGCCUCUGAAGCUGCCUCUUGUAAUUCAUGCAGGAAGAUGUCAAAGUCAGCCCCAUCUUGGCUUAACCCCACCUGUGUUCUGAAGUCUCUUACCCUACCUGCUCAGGACUUACACACACUUAUUCACUGAACAUAUUUAUUAAGCACUUGCUGUUGGCCAGCAGAUAAGAAUCCAAUCAUGAAAUGGACUGAUUCGUGGAGUCCAAUAGGAAAGUGAGACCCAGACAGUGACAAUGAGAUAAAUAUUAGAAAGGGGAAGUCUGGGGUGACUUCCCUACAAUCCUGGGGUCCUAGCUGGGCCCAAGACUGAGUGAGAGCCUUGGCAGAGCCUUUGCAACACCUUCAGUGGACAGGACUGGGAGAUCUUGGCGGUCAGAGCCAAUGUGGGUUCCCUGCGGCUACUGAGUCAUCUCUGAUAGCAGACUGAGGGAGGGAAGCAGGUAAGGCAUGGGGAAAUGGCCAGGUUGGGUUAACCCACUGGUUUCAACCAGUUCAGGAAUGAAGUUAUUUGGCCAUGACUGGCUGGUUUUGAGCUCAAGGAUCUGCUUCAGAUGCACACAGGCCUAGUUGAAGUUUAAACCCCAGUAAAACAUUCCUCCCUGUAAAUGGAAAAUCCUGCUCCUACCCCCUCCCUUGCCCUGUUUUUUUGUUUUUGUAUUUUUUCUCCUGAGAUCAUUAGAUUAGCAACUGGCUGUCCUCACCCCUCCUCACUGCCUCUCCUCUCUGGGACAGGCAGGGACCUUUGAGGAAGAUAAAGCCUUCCUUGACUACCCAUCAUAUUCAGUGUCCCUGUUCUUCACUUGGAGAGGAAGGCAGAACCAAUCAGGCUUAUUUCAGUAAGUUCUGCAGUUCUACAAGACUGCAGGAAGCCUCCUUAGGGAGGAGAGCAAGCGGGUGUGGCCCAGCUUCCGGAAAUGGCAGAAAAGCGGGUUUUCUCAUUGAAUGGUGUGUUCUGGGAAACCCCAUGAGUCACUUCAUUUCUUGGAACUCAACUCCUAGGAGGAGAGGGUCUCAAGAGUCGUCCCUGGAAGGAGGGUAGGGGCAGUCUGCAUUAUUUCAGGUUGUGGCUGUUGGCUCUGGGACUCCUCUGGCCAAGGGCUCAGCUUCUUUCGACUUCAGCUGUCUUCUUUCUGAAAGACCAAAUUUAAUGUAACCAGUAACGUGAGGACUGCCAGGUAUGGCUUUGUCCCUAUGACUCAGAGGAGAGUUUGUCGGGCAAAUUCAGGUGGUUGAAAUAUGUGUGUGUGUGUGCAUGGGAGUGUGUGUGAAUUGGGAUAUCAUCUCUACAGACUGGAAAUAAACCGGACAAACUUA
Molecule: messenger RNA, 3394 nt
Organism: Callithrix jacchus (white-tufted-ear marmoset)
Lineage: Eukaryota; Metazoa; Chordata; Mammalia; Primates; Cebidae
Gene: AIF1L
Product: allograft inflammatory factor 1 like
Biological process (GO): actin filament bundle assembly; ruffle assembly
Cellular component (GO): ruffle membrane; actin filament
Molecular function (GO): actin filament binding; calcium ion binding
Source: RefSeq, a predicted model, not a curated record